CAACAACAACACGACGCUAAGACGACCGCCUAACACCAAGCCACCCACCCAAGCAACCAAACAACCACCGAAUAGUUUUGUGGGUGAGUGAGCGAGUGGGCGUCGUAAUUGGCCUCAAAUACAAGUGCAAGGAUACACGCUUUACAGUUGCACAUCGUCGUCCCGUCAAAGUCAAGAUUUUAGAAACCAACAUGGAAGCAACCGUAACUGGAGUAAAUGUGGGCACUGGAACAGGAACAGGAACGGCAGCAGGUGCAACAGCAGCCGCUGCCGCCGCUGCAGCAGCAACAGCAGCCGCAAAUGCUCCCAAUGCGAAACGGAAUACGCAACAAGGACGAAAAAAGUCGGGACCGAAAUUUGAAUUAACCGACGCACAAAAAUCGGACAUUAAAGAGGCAUUCGAUGUAUUCGACAAAGACGGCAUCGGCUAUAUAGAGGUUAAGGAGCUUAAGGUGGCCAUCAGGGCAUUGGGCUUUGAGCCCAAAAAGGAGGAAAUCAAACGGAUGAUAGCGGAAAUCGAUAAGGAUGGCAGUGGCCGGAUUGCGUUCAAUGACUUCUUGCAUCUGAUGACCAUGAAAAUGGCCGAAAAGGACAUCAAGGAGGAGAUAUUGAAGGCGUUUCGCUUGUUCGACGACGAUGAGACGGGCAAGAUUUCAUUUAAGAAUCUGAAACGCGUCGCACGGGAACUUGGCGAGACAUUGUCGGACGAGGAGCUGCGUGAGAUGAUCGAUGAGGCUGAUCUGGAUAACGAUGGUGAGGUCAACCAGGAGGAGUUUCUGCGCAUCAUGAAGAAGACCAGCUUGUAUUAGGCACACUUUUGGACAAAUUGGACUCAAAUUGAGCUCCAACUUGUGCUGAACGUGUGAACGUAUUAUGUUUUAAGUUGAUCUUAAGCUUUAGUGUAGCCAAUUUGAAUGCACAGCUUUUGCUUUUAUUUAUUUAUUAAAUGUGGACUGCUUUUUAUGAAAGCCUCGUCGUGUGUGCGUGUUCCUUUUCUCUGGAUGUACAACAUAAGCAAAUGCACCGCCUGUAUUUUUGCACAAUAUAUAAUCUCAAUGAUGAA
Drosophila arizonae is the source of this 1063-nucleotide messenger RNA. RefSeq lists its product as uncharacterized. The record is from RefSeq and is a predicted model, not a curated record. NCBI's taxonomy places the organism in Eukaryota, Metazoa, Arthropoda, Insecta, Diptera, Drosophilidae. Gene Ontology annotation, cellular component: myosin II complex. Gene Ontology annotation, molecular function: calcium ion binding.